This is a messenger RNA of Neltuma alba, 2237 nucleotides long. RefSeq names its product pentatricopeptide repeat-containing protein At1g12300, mitochondrial-like. The transcript has 3 exons. Bases 37 to 1383 code for a protein of 448 amino acids. The record is from RefSeq and is a predicted model, not a curated record. Gene Ontology annotation, molecular function: mRNA binding; protein binding. Lineage: Eukaryota; Viridiplantae; Streptophyta; Magnoliopsida; Fabales; Fabaceae.
UAGCGGAAGGCUUUGUUGAAGGAUCUGAAUUUCUGAAUGCAACUGAAGAUGUCAUUUUGCAUCGCUCCUUCACGGUAUUUCUUCUCCCGAUUUCCUUUGUUUUCUGCAGCUUCUACGUCUGCCUUCCUUUUUCCUCCCUCACAUGCCCCGACUCUUCAUUUCUGUUUCCAUUCCAAUUCGACAAAUCCUCAGAAUAUUGAAGAGGCCGUCUCUUCUUUUAAUCUCUUGCUUCAUGUGCGCCCCCAACCCUCGAUAAUACAAAUUACUAAGAUCUUAGGAGCUCUUGCAAAGUUGAAACAUCAUCGAACAGGUAUCUCCCUUUUUGCACAAGCGGAAUCUAAGGGAUUCACGCCAUCUCUGGUAACGCUGAGCAUCUUGAUUAAUAGUUACUGCCAUUUGGGUCAAAUGGCUUCUGCUUUCUCUGCCUUAGGCAAGAUUCUUAAGAUGGGCUAUCGGCCAGAUACGAUUUCUUUCACCACACUAAUGAAGGGCCUUUGCAUCAAUAAUGACGUUGGAAAAGCCUUGGAUUUUCAUGACGAUCUGAUAGCAAAAGGAUUUCUGUUAAAUGCAAUUAGCUAUGGCACACUGAUCAAUGGACUAUGUAAAAAUGGAAAAACAAGAGCUGCUAUUAAAUUACUCAUAAAAAUGGCGAGAGGGCCAGUUAAGCCUGACUUAGUUAUGUAUAGUACGAUUAUUGAUGGCUUUUGCAGGGAAGGACUCAUAACUGAAGCUUGUGAUUUAUUUCAUGAAAUUAUUGAUCACGGAGUAUCUCCUAAUGUUGUAACCUACAGCUCUUUGAUAUAUGGUUUUUGUGUCAUGGGUAAAAAGGCAGAAGCUACAAAAUUGUUCAAUGAAAUGAUACAUCAAGGCAUCAACCCUAAUGUGUAUACUUUUAACAUAUUGGUCGAUGCAUUUUGUAAGGAAGGAAAUAUUAUUUAUGAGAUGCAUGUUAGUGGCCAUACUCCUAAUAUAAUAUUUUACAGUAUUUUAUUAGAUGGAUUGUGCAAAAGUCAACAUCUUGACCAAGCAAUUGCAUUAUUUAAGCAAAUUGUUAACCAAGGAAUUCAGCCUGAUACUUACACAUAUACCAUACUUAUUGAUGGUUUGUGUAAGGGUAACAGAUUAAGUGAUGCGCAACAGAUUUUCCAGCUUCUCUUGGUUAAUGGUUAUCCUUUGAAUGUCCAAGCAUAUACUGCUAUGAUCAAAGGACUUUGUAAAGAGGGUUUAUAUGAUGAGGCAAAGGCCUUGCUCUAUAAAAUGAAAGAGAAUGGAUGCUUACCUGAUGCUAUAACUUUUGAAACACUUAUUAUACCUCUUUUGGAAAAAGGUGAGAAUGAUGAGGCAAAGAAUCUUGUCGACAAAUUAUUCAGCAAGGUCUCUUGAAAUGAUAGAAGGUUUGUCACUCUACUCCAUAUUUUGUGUUACUGGUGUUCAUGAUGGAAAAGGGUGGCCAAUGUGUUUUUUUAGGGGAAAAAGUUUGGCUGUAGUGAUGUUUGUAAGGUCAUAUGUUUUACUUAUUUAUUUAUUACUUUUGUUGUAACUGGUGGUUUCUUUUUUUUUUUUUUUUUAUGGCUUUACAUGAGCUUGAUGGAACAUGCUCACACACACUGGCAUCUAUCACCAAACUGACGCCUAGAAUUCCUCUUCUCCCUAUAGUAAUUCCAUCAGAUCAGAGCACUAGACAUAUCUCACUCCUGUAUGGAACAGAGAGAGAGAGCAUGGCAAAUCAUUCAAUCGACACAUGCCCGACAGAACAAGCAAGAUGCUGAAAAUUCAACUGGUCGAAGAUCUUGUUCUAAGACUGAUUGUAAAGCAAGCAAGCAUGUAAAAAGAAGGCUUGAUGGAAAAUGGGUAAUGCAUAGUUUUGUGAAGGAAUGUAAUCAUGAGCUUUUACCAGCUUAAGCUGUCGGUGAGCAAACAAGAAAUUUUUUUGCUGCAAUGGCUAGACAGUUCGCUGAAUACAAAACCGUGGUUGGUCUGAAUUGGGGCCUGGAGUGAGGGGAUGCCAAGCUUCUACUUGAUUUUUGGGUGCAGAUGUGCAGUAUGAAUUCAAAUUUCUUUUGCGCAGUAGAUAUUGGUGAGGAUCAACGUCUCAAAAAUCUUUUGUGAUGUAGUCUUUUUUGACACCAUAUGUGUUAGAAACAAAUAUAAGUUACCUCUUGUGCUUUUUGUUGGAGUAAAUAUGCACUAUCAAUUUAUACUUGGGUGUGGCUUAAUAUCAGAUGAAAGUUGUAACA